Closterium sp. Yama58-4 is the source of this 2826-nucleotide messenger RNA. NCBI's taxonomy places the organism in Eukaryota, Viridiplantae, Streptophyta, Zygnematophyceae, Desmidiales, Closteriaceae. The record is from the annotation of a GenBank genome assembly.
AUGGGGUGCGCCGCGUCGCACGCGAGAGGCUCUGAAACACCACCACCACCGCGGCUGGGAUCAUCGCGAUCAGACGCGCGGUCGCCGUACCCGGUGCGCAAGUCGGCGGAGGCGGGCGGGGGCGUGUGCGAGUACAGCUACCAGGAGGUGCACGCGGCGACGGGCGGGUUCCAGCACGAGGUGGGGCGCGGCGGGUUCGGAGUGGUGUACCACGGGUACCUGGCGGAGCCGCCCGGCGUGCCUGGCGGCAAGGGCGCGGGCGUGUGGGCGGUGGCCGUGAAGCUGAUGAGCGGCGAACACAUCGCCAACGGCAUCGACAGCUUCAUGACGGAGGUGGCGGUGAUGGCGAGGGUGCAUCAUCCCAACAUCCUGCGUCUGGAGGGCUAUGUGGUGGGCGCCACGCCCAUCCUCAUCUACGACUUCAUCCCCAAUGGCGAUGCCGCCUCCUACCUCGCCAAAGCUCGGAGUGGAGAGGUGCAGUUUGGGUGGGCGGACAGGCUGAGGGUGGCGCUGGGGUGUGCGGAAGCGCUGACAGCCAUCCACGCCAAUGGCUUCGUGCACCGCGACUUCAAGGCGCCCAAUGUGCUGCUCAGAGAGGACCUGACGCCAGUGGUGGCGGACUUUGGGCUGGCGCGAGCGGUGGACGACUGGAAGACACACGUGGAGACGAGGGUGAUGGGGUCCGUGGGCUACAUCGACCCCAUCUACUUUGAAUCAGGCAACCUGAGCAAGAAGUCGGACACGUAUGCGUUUGGGAUAUUCUUCCUGGAGCUCAUCUCGGGCACGUCUGCCCUGGACAGCAGCUUCAAGGAGCUGCGGCGCCUCGUGACCGGCAAUGACUACCCCGAUGCCGCUCUCGUGAUGGACCCGCACCUGGCGGGGCAGUGGCAGCUCAAGCACGUGCUCGUGGCCUUCACUCUCAUCAAGUUUGCUAUCUUCUAUGACUGGGAAACUAGACCAGGGAUGGACGUUCUUAUAAGAAAGCUCAAGGAUAUUGUGUCUGAAGUUGAAGCAACAUCUGGCUUGCAUCGCACCGCGUCGCAUUUCGGCGCAGAACAAGUCAACCACAUGGCAUUCGACCAGCCGUGGGUACCCGAGGGCGCGUGGACCACGUCCGUCUUCGCGUGCUGCGACGACGUCCCCUCUAGUGAGUGCGCCGCGCUCCCUCUGCACCCAGACGCUCGCAUAACCGCGCGUGCAUCGCUGACCCCCAGCGCGCCCGUUUUGCCCGUUGUCGUCGUGUCGCUUGUGUGUGCGCAGUGUGCUGCGCGGUGUGGUGUCCGUGCGUCAUGGUGGGGCGCAACGCCAAAAUCGUCACCGACGGCUUCACAGGUGACCCACUCGGGCCCCAACUCAUACCAUUCUGGCACGUUGGACGCUAACUCGAGCUACCUCGCACCGCUAGGGCUCCUCCAUUUAAUCGAGUCGCUCUAUUCCCCUCUCGUCGUUCCCUUCGCCCCGCAGACCCGUGCCGCGCGUGCGUCGGGUGGGCGUUCCUCCAGCUCGCGUGCAGCGGCGCCUUCUUCGCGCGAGGUCAGCCGCGCUGCCCUCUAUGCCGUCAUUCUCUCCCGCACGCUCUCCUCGCCGCUCCCUGUCAACUCUUUUCUAUACAUUGAGCACCGCGAACUGCGCAACCGCGGAUGGGACCCCGCGCUAGGCUAUGCGGGCAACGUGCGCAAGUUCCAGGCGUGCUCUCCGCCCCCCCAAAUGGAGAUGCUCGCCGACCACCACCAGUCAGCACGGGCACUGCCGUGCAUGCUCUCCCACAGGGUGCCACCGCGACCGCCAGGGGAUCCCGGCGGCACCUCCAGCGGCGGAUGCGGCAGCUCCGGCCCCUCCGGCACAUGCGGCGGGCCUGGGAUCUCCGGGAUUUCCGGCACCACGUUAGGCGGCGUCGGCACCUCCGGAAUCUCGGGGGUUCGCUCCGGAGGGUUGGGAAUCUCGGGGAUCUCGGGAAUAGUGUCGGGCGGGGUGGGGGAGGGGACUUCGGGCGGGGGGAAGGGCGGAAGGUUUGGCGGAGGGGUUGGUUUUGGGGCUCCGGGGGGGGGGAUGGGGACGGCUUCGGGAGGUGGCGAGGGCGGGGGGACUUCGGGAGGGGUGAGCGGGGGAACGUUGGGCAUGGGGACGGGGGGCGCCCUCGGGACGAUCUCGGGGCUUGCGGGCUGCCCUCCGCCGCGACCCGGCACCUCCAGGGGGAGGUCGGGACCUCCGAAGACGUGUAUGCCCGCGAUGCCGCGCGCGCACUCUGCCGCUGAUGGGUCGCGCGAAUACUGCAGCGGAGGGGACUACAAUGUCCGUCGUCGCGUCGCACACCAUGCCGUCUUCCCUUUCGCCUCCUUCGUCCAUGCUCACUGCGCGCUCGCCAUCCCUCACCCUUCCCCGUCGCAGGCGCCGAAGAUCCCGGUGGAGCUGCAGCUGGCGGCGGACGACGCGGCGUGGCUCGCGCAGAUGGCCGCCACGCACGGGCUGCCCGACGUUGGCAAGGCGCUGCGCAUCGUGCUGACGUAUGCCCGGGACGAGAAUCUGGGGGCUCUGGGCAGCAAGGAGGCCAUCCAGUCGCCCUCCGCGUCGCUCACCUCGCAUUCAUUCGACAUCGAGUCUUUCCAUGAGGACGUUUUGAAGAAGAUACAAGAAGCAAACAACUGCGACAGCGUUAGUGAGGCGGUGCGGGUGUUGCUGCACCACGUGCAGGCGGCGGUGUCAGAGGCAAUUCUCUUUGGCCUCGUGCGCUGCAAGCGACCCCUCAACUGCACCUCCUGCCCCGCCCACGCCGCUGCUGCCGCUGCCAAGGCUGCACCCUCUGCUGCGCCUGCCGCUGCCGAGUAG